Messenger RNA from Chaetomium globosum CBS 148.51, 981 nucleotides. RefSeq lists its product as uncharacterized. Gene Ontology annotation, cellular component: mediator complex. Gene Ontology annotation, biological process: regulation of transcription by RNA polymerase II. NCBI's taxonomy places the organism in Eukaryota, Fungi, Ascomycota, Sordariomycetes, Sordariales, Chaetomiaceae. The transcript has 2 exons. The record is from RefSeq and is a predicted model, not a curated record. Gene Ontology annotation, molecular function: transcription coregulator activity. Bases 1 to 981 code for a protein of 326 amino acids.
AUGUCCUGUCACCCCCAGACCCCUCAAAGCCCUUCCCAGUUCUCUCCUAACACGAGUGACCUGAUGAUGAGCAUGACCGGCUCCGUCACGUCGACCACGACCACGCUGCCGACCCCCGCCCACAGCGUCAACGGAAGCUCGAUACCUUCGGAACUGACCCAAGACACCGCCAUGGGAGACGACUCCCCGCACAAGCGCAAGCGAGAUGGCGAUGACAUGGGCAGCAGAGCGCAGAAGAAAGUUCACGUCGAGGACCGCAAGCUUGGUAUCGACGACCUUCAUAUGGAUGUCGGCGAGAAAUACCUUCUUUGCAGAACUCCGCACCCUCGGCCCCGGCCUCACGUGUCGGAAGACCUCUUCGAGAUGUAUGGCUUGACAGGGCUCGCUAUUGAGGUUGCCCGUGUGCGGCCGAACGGCGAAAAGAAUGCGCUUAGGAAAACGUAUAAAGGGCACAUCAAGAGGCUUGGCGUUCAAGGCCACUUCGACGAAGACAAGCAAGAUCCCAACCGAGAGUACAGCCUGUCGCACCUGAUGAAGCUGCCCCAAGAUGUCUGGGAUCUUCAACACGUACGGGGGCAGGAUAUCAGGGAUGGCUUCACCAACGAGGUGCAACAGAAGCUAUCGAGGGCCAUGACCAUGGGCAGGGGUGUCGUCCCCAGAGACCAGUGGGACAGUUCUGUGCUGGGAGAGAUGGGUCCCGGUAAGGGUGAGCGGCAAGCACUGUCGGCUAGACCAACGGCGCCCAACACUCCCCUUCCCUCUGCAGGCCCGCAAGGCCUGCCCCGGCCUAAGACCGGCACGCCCCUCAUGCAGGAUGCGUCUCGGUCGAUGCGCACUAUCAAGAAACGGAGCUACGGUGACAGCAGCUUCGAAGGAUACGGCGAGAGCUACGACGACGGCGCCGACACCGGCUACUCAACCGGAGAGGGCGACAUGUCCUCUGGGCAGAAGCGGAGAAAAAAGGUGCUCAUCAAUGACUAG